AAAAUCUACCCUGUGCUGUCAAUAGUGCGGUCAAAUUGCCCUUGCUGUCACACAUCAGUAUACUCUCAGGUUUUUGUACCUGAAAUUUUAGUAAUUAGAAACUUCACUGUGGAGUUACUUUGGAAAACAAACCAAGCUCUUACCUGGACCUCUGACGUUCUUUCUGUUUACCAAGCAACAGAAAUAUUUUUUUAAAGAUUGUGCAUCAAGCAAAAUGAUGACUUAAGAAAUACAAUAUCAUGAUGUAUUUAUUGAAUAGCUAUGUUUUAAAAGCCAGUUUGCUUUGUUCUUGGUAAACCAUUAUGCUUAAAAAACAAAUUAGUAUUUUUUCAACUGACCAUACCCUAUAUCUGUCCUAUGUCUCUUUUUUUCCUUUUUAUCUUUUGCUGUCUCUAACUGGAUGGGGCUGAUGGGAUCCACAAAUCACUUCAGGAGCUGGAUGAGCUUGCUGAUGAUCGUAUGGCGCUGGUCUCAGGAAUAAGCUUAGAUCCCGAAGCAGCAAUUGGAGUAACAAAGCGCUUACCCCCCAAGUGGGUGGAUGGCGCAGAUGAAAUCCAGUAUGAUAUCACCCGGGUUAAACAGAAGAUGAAAGAAUUAGCCAGUCUCCAUGAUAAACACCUAAACAGACCAACACUGGAUGACAGCAGUGAGGAAGAACGGGCCAUAGAAAUAACCACCCAAGAGAUCACACAGUUGUUUCACAGAUGUCAGAGAGCAGUCCAGGUCUUGCAGAGCAGGUCCCGUAGUUGUACAGAGCAAGAAGCACGUGUUCUCAGGAAUGUAGUGUCUUCCUUAGCACAGUCCCUUCAGGACCUAUCCACCAACUUUAGGCAUGCACAGUCUGACUAUCUCAAACGCAUGAAGAAUAGAGAAGAAAGAUCCAAACACUUCUUUGACACCUCAGUCCCUUUGAUGGAUGAUGGGGAGGAUGAUACGCUUUACGAUAGGGGUUUUACAGAUGACCAGCUAGCGUUGGUGGAGCAAAACACGUUAAUGGUGGAAGAGCGGGAACGAGAAAUCCGUCAGAUUGUACAGUCAAUCUCCGAUCUCAAUGAAAUAUUUAGGGACCUGGGAGCAAUGAUAGUAGAACAGGGAACAGUUCUAGAUAGAAUUGACUACAAUGUUGAGCAGUCAUGUAUGAAAACCGAAGAGGGUCUAAAACAACUACAUAAGGCAGAGCAAUAUCAAAAGAAGAAUCGGAAGAUGCUUGUAAUUUUAAUUUUGUUUGUUCUAGUAAUUGUCCUUAUUGUUGUUCUUAUUGGUGUAAAGUCACACUAGAUUUCACUUCAUUUUCUCAUUUUUGGAGUUUAUGUGAACUUUUUCCCCAGUGCGAGUGGGUGGACCUGCACUCCAGAAAGCUGCCUUUGAAUGUAACAGCCCUUGUGGUGCCAAGUCUGUGCAAUGUUUCUGUGGAGUUCUUCAAAGUACAAGUUUGGUGAACUGUGAGGUGUUUGUAAGGAAUAUAUGGAAAAUGUCAGGAAACUUGAUGUUCCCACACGAAUAAUUUGGCUUCCUAUGCAGAUGUAUUUGGAAACACAGUACUUAAAAAUUAUUACAAAAUUGAAGUUUACUGGUGAGUACAGUAAUUAGUGUGUUACUGUGAACAAAAAUGUGCUGUCUUCUGUGUUCUAAUGUCACAGUUGUGACAGGCUUCAAAUUUAAACCAUGGGACUAGAUAACAAAAAUUGAUCUAGGUGUAAAGUUUGUUGAGGCACAAAUAUGUUUGACUUCGUCUCCUUUCUUCCAGACUCAAAAACUCCAACAAACUGGAUAGACAGCUAAAAAAGCUUUUAGCAACCAGAACGUAGUCCAACCCCCAUGAUCUUAAUUUAGAUACUGCACCAUUACUAAGAAUCAGAGUAGUACUUGAUCUUGUAAAUAGCAAGAUUUAAUCACUGGCAUAAUUUAACACAUUUAGUUAAUUAAAAAAAUUUUCUGAGAUUGAGUAAUCACGGGAAUGUUUUUUUUUCCCUCACCAGAAUGAUGAUAUAUAUUUUUUCAUGUACUUUUUUGUUUGUUUGUUUGAAGUACAAACAUUACAUUAAAGCAGUGGUAAAGUUAAACCUAGAGAAUGGAGAUUCUCCUCUGGCUUUCUAUUCUCCCUGACCUGCUGUGGUGGGUCUCGAUGUUUCAGACUUUAGCUGUUGUGUAAGGUGUUUAUUUUACAGCCAUCUGUCCAUGUGUGUUAUGGUUUUUGAAUAAGAACUGACUCCACUACAGUACUUGUUACAUCCAUUGUCCCUGACAGAAGAUUAUUUCAAAUGCCUGCCUGGAAGAGGACUGUUUAUGGUCUCUUACUGGCGCUGAGAGAUGUCAUGCAAGUGACAUGUUACUAGGCCUUCAGCAGAGAAUUUGGGUUAUUUUCACUAUUUUUUCAGUGGAAAACUUUGCUGUAGGCCAUAAAAGAGAAAUUAGGGGAACACCUAAGUAAUAGAAUCCUCAUGACUUAAUUCAGGCCUGAAGCAGUGUGCAAUUGUAGAGGCCUUGCCUUAGUAUUUUUAAUAUGGCUUUUCUGUAUGGAGUUUUUUCCCCAAAGGGAUUGUAACUUAUUUCCUUCAUUUUCUGACGGAUGCAGUGCUCCCCAUAAACCUGCAGGAUGCUCUGCUGAAGGCCGCUGAGGUGCAGUUUGUAACGCAGUGCUGUUCCUGUGUGUCCUUUACCUGCUCCGUGCCCCAGGAGGCGGCGAGACGCGGCUUUCGCUGUGGGAGCAGGGACGGACUGAGAGCAGGGGCUGCGAAGGUGCGAAGGCCUUGGCUUUUUUUGUGGCUUCUUGUGAAAAGCUUCGUACCACUCCUGUGUCACCUUGAGACAGAGGGGAUCUGUGACUUCCAAAACUGCCUCUUCAAACCCUUGAUUAAAUUCAUGACGUAAAUUGGUAGCAGGAUGAGUGAUGCUUGUAGCUGGGUGUGCAGCUCCCUGGUCUGGUGAUGGAUCUUUUCAAUGGUCGUGAGUAGAACUACUGUCUCCCUCGUGUGCUCUCCGCAGCGGUGGGUGUGAAGCAGCCUAUUGCUAUAAUUUAAAAUACUGUAUUUGCAACUUUCUCUCUAACAUGAGAUCGUGUUAUUUAUUUCUGUCUUGACUGGUGCUUUUGACAUUUUAUCAUGGCUAAUGAAUUCAAAGAAGUAAUAAAACACUUCCAACCCAA
Molecule: messenger RNA, 3145 nt
Organism: Calidris pugnax (ruff)
Lineage: Eukaryota; Metazoa; Chordata; Aves; Charadriiformes; Scolopacidae
Gene: STX16
Product: syntaxin 16
Exons: 8
Coding region: 460-1278 (272 amino acids)
Biological process (GO): vesicle-mediated transport; intracellular protein transport; vesicle fusion
Cellular component (GO): endomembrane system; membrane; SNARE complex
Molecular function (GO): SNAP receptor activity; SNARE binding
Source: RefSeq, a predicted model, not a curated record